AAGAGGAAGAAGAGCUUGAAGUGCCUUUGGAGGGGCUUGGAUUUCAGCAGCAGGAGUCACGGCUUUGUCAGCAGAUGAAGAUGGCCACUGUUGCCCCAUCAUCAGAGCCUGUUUGCUGGCAAGUGGAAUCGGUGACCAGCACAAAUUCAGGACGUGCUUGUACCCAAGCCUCCAGUUCCAAGCCUGAACUCAGCUCCAGUUCACAGACUUUGGGAAGUCAGCAGAACAAGACAGAUGGCACCCGAGUAAAAACUCGUGUUCUGCCCAACAUGCCAAAGCUUUUCAUACCUUCAUCUGUCACCAAAUUUCCACCUGAGAUCACUGUCACUCCACCCACUCCCACCCUCCUUUCUCCAAAGGGCAGCAUUUCAGAAGAGACCAAGCAAAAAUUAAAGUCUGCUAUUUUGUCUGCUCAGUCUGCAGCGAAUGUAAAGAAGGAGAGCCUUUGUCAGCCAGCUUUGGAAAUCUUAGAGACCUCAAGCCAGGAGUCCUCACUGGAAAGUGAUACUGAUGAAGAUGAUGACUACAUGGACAUAUGAACGAAUUCUGGCCAUCAUCAACGCCAACAUAACCAUUCUUCUUGUUGCCAGCAUCUGUGGCGGUCGAAACAUCUUCGUUGGCAUUACUCUCCAUUUAAUCUGCAUCAUUGUGUUCUUCACUUUCAUUACCUUUGUUAUCACCACUACCACUGGUAUUGCCUUCAAAAUCUUCGCCAUUCUCCCCAUCACGGUGCUUGACGGAAAGGAUGAUGUUUACCAGGCAGUUCAUUGGUUUGGAUCACGCUGUCACCUUUAACUUCAGUAAAUGCAAGGAUGUUUUAAGCUGCAAUUCACAUCUCUCUGCUGUUCCUGCUUCUUCAAACCAGAGCUUUGGGAGUCACUCCGGUAGCUCUUUUCUGUAGCAUUUUCUUCCUUUUAGUUGUUGUUUUGCAUUUUCCCCACUAGUUAAGUUUUUCUCCCAGUAAUUCGACAACCUAAUGUCUGCCCAGCCUUGCCACAAUUAGUCCAACAGCUCCUUUUAAGGUGAGUGGAGUAGGAGAAAUUGCUGAGCUGGUAGAGGUUUUGAUUGCAUCAAGAAAGUCUACGGCUCUGCUGUGGGGUGAGAAGGGUGAGCUGAGAGUCUGUCAGCACCUUGGCACUGCUGGGUGUUUGGUUGGAAUUUGACUCCGUGACAAUAGGCAAAGAACCAGCUUUUCCAGGCAGACAGAGAGGUUGGCCUCCUGUUUGUGCUCAUUUCACACCAAUGUAUGAGGUCCAGCAAAAAUGAUCUACCUGACCGUUGGCUUAAAGAACUGAUCUUUCCUGAAUUGUCUUACAGUCCUUUCUCUUCUAAUGCCUUGGACAAGCAUUUUGAAUUGGGGGCUAGAUGAUAUUUUUAUGGUGGUAUUGAAAAAACUUGAAAGAUUUCGAUACCAUUUCAGUAAUGUCUGUUUUUUACAGAAUGACACAUAAAGGUGUUUUUUAUCUAUCUGCAGAGGGACUGCUCGCAGUUAUUUAUAUGAGAAAAUAAUGGUAACAAAGAUCCUUUUUUUUCUACUAAAUGUUAACUUUGUAAAAUAAUGAAUGCAAACCAUGCAAAAAAAAAAUCCAUGUCACACUAUAUAGACACAUGCGUGCGCCCACACACAUAUAUAUGUGUAUGUACAUAUAUAUGUAUGUAUAUGAAAAAGAGAACGCAUACAGCUUGCAAUGUCGGAUUUCUUUGUGUUCGGGGGAGGUGGUUUUCUGUAAAAUGCAGAGCUUUGUAUAAACUUUUGGGUUUUUUUCUAAUAAAGUUGAAAUG
Molecule: messenger RNA, 1782 nt
Organism: Pterocles gutturalis (yellow-throated sandgrouse)
Lineage: Eukaryota; Metazoa; Chordata; Aves; Pterocliformes; Pteroclidae
Product: calcineurin-binding protein cabin-1-like
Exons: 3
Coding region: 75-539 (154 amino acids)
Biological process (GO): chromatin organization
Cellular component (GO): nucleus
Molecular function (GO): nucleosome binding
Source: RefSeq, a predicted model, not a curated record